GGCGUCACCGAGCUGCGCGGCAUUACGCCGUCAGAGCUCGAGCGGCACAACACGCGCGACGACUGCUGGCAGGCGUACGGCGGCAAGGUGUACAACGUCGGCCCGUUCCUCAAGUUCCACCCGGGCGGCGACGGCGAGAUGAUGCGCGGUGCGGGCAAGGACGCCACUCAGCUCUUCAUGCUCGCGCACGCGUGGGUCAACUACGACACGCUGCUCGAGAACUGCCUCGUCGGGUUCCUCGUACGCGACUAG
Molecule: messenger RNA, 252 nt
Organism: Rhodotorula graminis WP1
Lineage: Eukaryota; Fungi; Basidiomycota; Microbotryomycetes; Sporidiobolales; Sporidiobolaceae
Exons: 3
Molecular function (GO): heme binding
Source: RefSeq, a predicted model, not a curated record